CUUUCAAGAUGGCGGACGAACCUUUACUUUUAGGGCUGGCGGACGGAAACAUGACGGAAAAUGACGAUAACAUUUGUGGAUGGAGUACAAACAAAAUCGGAGGAAAACCGAAUUGGUUGCAUGGCCAGCCGUUGUGUUUCCCAACUUGCCCUUUAUGUGGAAAAAUAUUGUAUUUGGUUUGCCAGAUUUACUGUCCUUUGUCAGAGUCCACCUUUCACCGUGUGCUGUAUGUAUUUGGUUGUGUAAGCAAAUCUUGUUGGAAUAAAAACACAAGUUGGAAAGUUUUGAGAUCACAAGCCAGAGACAGCAAUUUUGUUGGCAGGGAAACAGCAGAAAAUAAGUCUUCUGGUGGAUUUGAAGUGGAUGAUUGGUGUGAUGAUGCUGAAGACUGGGGAGAUGAUAAUGAUUUUUCCAUGAGCUUGGAGCAAUGUACUGGCAAAUUAACACUAUCUGAAGAUAAACCUGAAGAGAUGAACCAUACUUUAGCUGGAAAUUUUAGUGAAGGCCAGCCACACACAGAAACUUCAUUGGCAUCCAUCCCUCAUUUUGCACCAAUGUAUGUUAGUGUUGUGGAAGCACCUGACCCAAAAGAGACAUCUACCAAGAUGACAAAACAUGAGAAAGCUCUGUUGUCUGAAUAUCAGCAGCGUGAAGGAGGCCAUGUUUUAGAUGCCUUGGAGACAGAUGAGGGUAAUAAGGAAUGGGCUGGGGAGAAAUAUGAAAGUGCAGCAGUUACGCAUGGUGAUAAAGCAUUUCACAAGUUUAACAAACAGUUACAUGCUUAUCCACAGCAGUGCCUGAGGUAUCAGUGGAAUGGGAUGCCUGUUUCUAUGUUAACCACCAAGCCAUCUGAGCUGUUUUCAAGUGUUCCACCCUGCCAGCAUUGUGGUGCAAACAGAAUAUUUGAACUGCAAUUUAUGCCUGCAUUAAUUGGCAAUUUGAAACUUGCAAAGCAAACAUGUGCCAACUUGACUGGGGAUCUUAGUUCCCAAAACAACAAACAUGAGGCAGAGACUGAGCAGUUUUCAAAUAGUAACAAUGUACACAAUUUGGGAAGGUUGGACAAUAAUAUUUGUGAGGACAAUGGGGGAAAUCUAUCAGAUAAUACUGGUCUUCGGGAAGAUCAAAGGAAGGCAUUCUUGGCAACUGUCAAUCAAGUGAAUGACGUCGUAAUUGAGUUUGGCACUGUAAUGGUUUUCACGUGUGCUAAGAGCUGUUGGGGAGAAAAGGAAAGUGUCGGAGAAGACGUUUACUUAGAAGAAUUUUGUUUAGUAGAGGCUGACCCGGAUGUUUUGUUAUUUCAAUAA
This is a messenger RNA of Pocillopora verrucosa, 1307 nucleotides long. Its product is annotated as programmed cell death protein 2-like. The record is from RefSeq and is a predicted model, not a curated record. Gene Ontology annotation, cellular component: cytoplasm. NCBI's taxonomy places the organism in Eukaryota, Metazoa, Cnidaria, Anthozoa, Scleractinia, Pocilloporidae. Gene Ontology annotation, biological process: apoptotic process.